This is a messenger RNA of Scophthalmus maximus (turbot), 3247 nucleotides long. It is a transcript of the gene nme4, whose product is annotated as NME/NM23 nucleoside diphosphate kinase 4. NCBI's taxonomy places the organism in Eukaryota, Metazoa, Chordata, Actinopteri, Pleuronectiformes, Scophthalmidae. The record is from RefSeq and is a predicted model, not a curated record. The coding region runs from base 1287 to 1904 and encodes 205 amino acids. Gene Ontology annotation, molecular function: nucleoside diphosphate kinase activity. Gene Ontology annotation, biological process: UTP biosynthetic process; CTP biosynthetic process; GTP biosynthetic process. The transcript has 6 exons.
CGUCAACACAGAGAUCUUGCUGUGCGGCAUGUGACACAUCACGUGGCAAAUGUUGCAUAAAAUACAAAAGAUAGGAAGAGUCAGCACAGGAGGACAAAUUAAACAACUAAUAUUAGUAGAUAUCUGAGAGCAGACAGACUGAAGGUUCAUGUGACUCGGCACAAACUAAAGGGCUCUUUGAGAAGAGAGAGAAGGAGAGGAGGGAGAAGGAGAGAAUGAGAGAAUGAAAAAAUGACGAGGAGAAAAAGAGAAGCAAAUCAAGCCCCCUUACCCCCAACCUCCUGACUGUAUCCUUCUUCUGUAGUAUUGAUGAAGCUAAAUAUUUUCCAGAGGUUCAUACACAAGUCACAUGAGCGCUAUGUCUUUGAUAUUCAAUCAUAAUUUACUAUUUAGGCUGCAGGGAGGUUAAUGUGUAACAAAUCAACAGAAAAUGUCAUUAUAUAUCUAUAUUAUAUAUAAAGGUCUGGUUUCACAGGAGAACAGGUUGAAAAUAUUUUUUUAUAUUCUCAUCUGUGGAUUUGUAAACUCAAAGGUCCCUGGAUUUGCAGCUUCAAAUUAACUUUUUAUGACAGUAUCUGAUUAUUGAUGGUGCUUCUGUUCCUGAGUCAUGACACUGAAUGUUGAAGGGCACUGGAUGACGGGAGAAGAUCAUCCUGCUGCCUUUAAGAAGACAGGGAGUCUCAAAGCCUGAAAUAACCACGGAGCCACAAACGGCCAUCACAUGUUUUAGAAAGUGGAAUCAAACCUCAACUGAAUUCACAGGUGUCACAAUAAUUCUUAUAAAUAUGCCUUCCAACUCAUUUUCAGUGUCAAGCAAGCAGAAUGUAACAACACAAUAAUCAUAAUAUUAAUAGGGGGGGGGACUGAUUGCAUCUGAUCAUACGAGUCUCUCGAUUUUUUUCUCUUGCAAAUUUAAUAUCCAGGUAGUGCAUGUUUAGAAGCUGAUAAGCAGCGAGUGUUUCUAUAUUUAAAAAAUACCUGCCAAUGUCGUCUCUAACUUUUACUUAUUUAUUAAAUUUUCAUUUGGAACUGGCACUGAUUUUGCAAAGUUUAAAAUAUGUCAAUAAAAUACAGUCGAGCAAUCUCCACAGUGCAUUUUCAUCAGGGAACAUGAAAGGGAGUCUUUGAUCCAUUGGUCCUUGAUGCUGGGUGGAGGCUGAGAGGCGACUGUGAGAGAACUCAUCCUCCUCUUCCUCCUCCUCAGAAGAACCAUCCUCGGAGCUGAACUAGGCCUCACAGAAGCAAGGAGUCCUUGUACUACACUUGCAUGUGGAAAGACGCGCAUCAUGUUGCAGAGACUGUGCAUUUUUCAGAGAGUCGUCCAGCCGUUUAUCUGGAGACGCCAAGAGACCACUAAACGGCUGGUUCCUGGGCUCCCGACCGCGCUGCCGGAUGGACACCGAGCCGCCGGGCACAGGAGCGGAUCAAGUUCUCCAAAUGUGACAGAGCGGACUCUCAUUGCUGUGAAGCCAGAUGGAGUUCAACGUCGUCUUGUAGGACAAAUAAUUCGGCGGUUUGAGCAGCGCGGCUUCAAGCUGGUUGGUCUGAAGAUGUUGCAGGUGUCCGAGGAUCUCCUGGCUCAACACUACUGUGAACUGAGGACAAAGCCCUUCUACCCCAGUCUGCAACAGUACAUGACCUCAGGACCUGUGGUCAUCAUGGUGUGGGAAGGGUACAAUGUUGUCCGGACCUCACGCACCAUGGUGGGACAUACGAACCCAGCCGAGGCCCAGGCAGGCACAGUCAGAGGAGACUUCGGCAUUCAUGUCAGCAGGAAUGUGGUCCAUGCCAGUGAUUCACUGGAGGGGGCUCAAAGGGAGAUCAAGCUGUGGUUUCAGGGAAAAGACCUCCUGAAGUGGGAUUGCUGUGACCAGACCAGCACCUGUGAAGACGAGGAGAGUUGAACGCAGUGAGAAUCAGUGAUGCUGCCUCUUCUCCUGCUGCUUCUGACAGUGUGACCAAAGUGAUCGGAAAAAAAAAACAUAUUCAGUGUUCCCACCAAAAAAUAAGUGCACUUAGCAUAGAGUCACAAAGAUUCAUUUUUGUUUUGUUUUUUACAUUUUUUUACAAUUUUAUUUAAUUCAAGCUACUUUGGCAACUGUGCACAUUAAUAACAGUUGCAUCUUUCCUCACUUGAUUUUAUGAUUGCAAGAGGCUCCAGCAGGUUUUGCAUUAGAAUGCGUCCCACAAUCAUCUAAAACACUGUUGUCUUUGUGACCAAUGCUUAUAAAGUGGUGUGCUUGUAUAUAUUAGACAUUGCGGCAUAAAUCAUAAUGAAUGAUAAUCUAAAUUGCUAAUGGUCUAAAUAGUAUUAACAGUUAAAAGUUAUCGAACAUGAUACUGAGCAAGAUGCUGAGACCCCUGUGUACCACUGAUGUAUGAGUAUGUGUGUGACAGAGAAUUGCUGUAUGAAUGUGUAUGAAUGGAUGUAAAGCACUUUGAGUCGUCACCAGGACUAGAACAACGACUGUAUUGCCAGAAUGGCAAUCAGUAGAGCACGUACCUCUGCCAAGGCCCAACAGUCCCCUUAAAUGUAAUCAAGCUGCAUCAAAUUACACACACUCAUAGAUAUCAGUUCCCUAAACAUGCCAGAUUUUGUCAUCAAGAUCCAUAUAUUAUUUACUUGGAAAUGGGUGAAAAUGUCAAAAGAGCUCACAAUGUUUAAUGAAAGUGAAAAAUAUUCCUGCAUCUACCCCUUUGUCCAGAUACGCACUAAAAUUUAAUGGGUUCUUUCUUGGCCCAUGUCCCGUCCUUCUGCCAAGUUUCAUAGAAAUCUGUUCAGGAGUUUGUGUGUAGUCCCGCUGACAAACAAACAGACACGGUCAAAAACAUAAUCUUGUUGGCCCAACAACAACAGCCAAAACCCCAAAGUCCCCAUAAAUUAAAUAAGACCUAAAUAUGCACUUUUUUUGUCAUCAACAUCCAUCCAUUAUUCCCUCCACCAUUUUGGAAACAGUUGGGAAUUAAAACUUGUAAGUUAACAAAGCCUUUGCUGCGAAGGAAUAAUUAGUAAAAUGUAAUAUGUUAUUCUCAUGUGACAAAUUAUAUCUAAUAGUGUUAUGUUCUACGGGUAUUUAGUGCAACAGGAUGAAGAAUCUUGACUCUACUUGAAUCUUGUCAUCAAAUACUUUGUGUGCUUAGUCUACUUGACUAAAAGUUUAAUCAUGUAGAUAUGUGUAAUUGAAAUCAAUAAGAAAAACCCCUGUGGAGCAGAAAAAAAAAAAACCUUAAAUAGGAGAGUGAGCAG